Messenger RNA from Trichoderma virens Gv29-8, 609 nucleotides. RefSeq lists its product as uncharacterized. Gene Ontology annotation, biological process: glutathione metabolic process. The transcript has 5 exons. Gene Ontology annotation, molecular function: glutathione transferase activity. Bases 1 to 609 code for a protein of 202 amino acids. The record is from RefSeq and is a predicted model, not a curated record. Lineage: Eukaryota; Fungi; Ascomycota; Sordariomycetes; Hypocreales; Hypocreaceae.
AUGUCGACUCCUGUGCUACACUACUUCGGCUUGGGAAGCCUCGGAAGAGGGGAAAUUGUCCGGCUGUUUUUGAGGGAGCUUAACAUCGAAUACGAGGACAAGUUCUACGUCUACGAUGAUACAUGGCCAUCCAUCAACAAGUCCGCGGGCAUUAGUUUGACUGGUACAUUACCCGUCCUGGAAAUAGAUGGCCAGAGGCUUUACCAGCAUCUCGCCAUUCUCCGAUAUCUCUCCCGUCGUGCCGGUGCAUACGAUGGUGAGACAAACUAUGAAAAGUAUCUCGUCGAUGCUGUAGCUGACAUCUACAAUGACUGGCGAACUGGCUGGGUUGCCCAAUUGACCGCGAAGAAUUCGGAUUAUCAGACCACGCAUGUCAAGAAAUUCCAAGAUCUCUUCACUGAUUUCUACUCUCGGGAUGCUCGUGGCCCUUAUCUUUUGGGUGACAAGCCAACUUAUGUCGACUUUGCAGUCUUUCAGGCCCUUGACAACGACGAGUGCAUUGGCUGCAGCAGUGAUACACUGUCAGAGCCAUUGAAGAAAUUAAGGGAGGCUAUCCUUGCCCGUCCUAAUGUCGAACGCUACUUGGCUGAGCGGGCAGCGGCCAAAUAA